UGGAAACCGGAAGCGGCGGCGGGGCCGGGCAGGCAGGCUCCUGGGCGCCGGAGACCAGGCAGGGUCCACACCCUGUGCGCCGCCGCCUCCCGACGCCAGCCCCCAGCGUUUGGUCCGGAAGGGGGUGCUGCGGGGUGUCUGGAGAGGGCCUCGUGGAUGCCCCCAGGACCAGCGGCCCCGGGGCCUCCAGGGAACAUGGGCGUGCUUCGGGCCGGACUGUGUCCCGGCCUCACUCAGGACAUGGUCCAGCUUCUGCGGAGCCGCGGGAUCAAGACAGUGGUGGACCUGGUUUCUGCAGACUUGGAGGAGGUAGCCCAGAAAUGUGGUUUGUCUUAUAAGGCCCUGGUCGCCCUGAGGCGGGUGCUGCUGGCUCAGUUCUCCGCUUUUCCCUGCAAUGGCGCUGAUCUCUACGAGGAACUGAAGACGUCCACGGCCAUCCUGUCCACCGGCAUUAGAAGCCUGGACAAACUGCUCGAUGCCGGUCUUUAUACUGGAGAAGUGACUGAAAUCGUAGGAGGCCCAGGUAGCGGCAAAACCCAGGUGUGUCUCUGUGUGGCUGCGAACGUGGCCCACAGCCUGCAGCAGAAGGUCCUGUACAUUGAUUCCAAUGGCGGGCUCACAGCCUCCCGCAUCCUCCAGCUGCUUCAGGCCAGAACCUCAGAUGAGGAGGAGCAGGCGGGAGCUCUCCAGAGGAUCCAGGUGGUGCGUGUGUUUGGCAUCUUCCAGAUGCUGGAUGUGCUCCAGGACCUGCGAGGAGCUGUAGCCCAGCAGGUGAGCAGUUCUGCAGGGACUGUGAAGGUGGUGGUGGUGGACUCGGUCACUGCGGUGGUCUCCCCUCUUCUGGGAGGUCAGCAGAGGGAAGGCUUGGCCUUGAUGAUGCAGCUGGCCCGAGAGCUGAAGACCCUGGCGCGGGACCUGGGCGUGGCAGUGGUGGUGACCAACCAUGUGACCCGAGACAGGGACAGCGGGAAGCACAAACCUGCCCUUGGACGCUCCUGGAGCUUUGUGCCCAGCACCCGGCUUCUCCUGGACAUCAGCCAAGACGCAGGAGCAGGCAGCCGGCGUGUGGCACGUCUGACCAAGUCUCCCCGCUUGCCAACAGGUUUCCAGGAGAUGGUGGACAUUGGGACCUGGGGGACCCCAGAGCAGAAUCCGUCACAGGGCGAUGACAUAUGACUGUGCUGGCAGGCAAAGGGCGAGGUGUUCAAGACCCAACCCUCCUGCACAGUAAUGCCCGCCCUUCACUGCCAGCAGCCCUCAGGCAGCAGAGAUGCUCUUGGGCUGGGCAGACACAGUCCUCAGCUCUUCUCUCUCGGAAACGCAGCACCACUGGCAAGAGAGGAUGCCGUUGUGGAAAGACCCAGAAAUUCACGCUGGUGCCAGGUUUUCUGCCCUUGUUUCUACCGUAUAUGUUUCCAAGGGGAGCCGAGUUCUCCCUGGCUUGGGCAUCAGAAGAGGCAUUCUAGUGACUGAAAGGGUGAUCCUGUGUGUCCAUAUCAUACCCUGGCUCCAUCCUAACCCAGUGGAUGAGCCUGAGGCCUCUAGCUGGCCGUUGCUCCCCUCCUUCUUCUUUUUGCCUCUGUUUUUCCGUCUGUAAGAUGGGGCUCCCUUUCCCUGUGCUCUGUCUUUGAGUUACUGGAUGGAAGUAACCUUGUAAAUGCAAAACUCUUCUUCAUGCAGGUCCUGCCCUUAAAAACAUAGAAAAGGAAAUUCCCUGAACCCCAGAACCCUCUAACUUCUCCCCAGAAGGUCAUUUUUCAGUUUCCUCCAGAGGGGGCCGCAAAGAACAGUUAUUUCUCUUUUCCGCUUGCUGAUUCGGUUUCACACACACCUGCAUGCAUCACCGGGACCCGGUGAGACCAGGAGCUCACCGCAGUCCCAGGGAUAUAAUUUAACUGGAAGGGAAGAUGUGACCUGCGCCUGGGGCAUCCAGCUACUUGUUAACAUGCAUGGUGCCCUGUGGGGGCCCCUCCACAGUAGAGAGUAACCAGAGGUGCUGAACCAUGGCCUUGCCCGUCAACAGACAGGAGAAUUUGCACAGUAAAUAGAUCCAGCUGGGAAAAUUGAUGCUGGCGUAAAUAAUACAUGGCAAAUCUAGUCCUUUAUGCAGAAAUUCAUUGCCGGUGGCUCCAAGAUGCAAUAUAAUUACCCUUCUCUUCCUGCCAGCUGUACCACAGCCUGGUGCCCUAGUGGAUGCACUAACCCCCGCUGCCUGUUACCGCCAUCAAGGCCAUCCAUCUGCGAGCUGUAACCCUGGCUGGGGCGUAGGGAACAGCCACUGGGGACGGGGCAAUAAAAGGCAAAGGAGAGAAAUGAUCAGGAUUGUUUACUGACCACAUUUUUUUAAAGGAAGCCCACCUUUCUUGGUUGGAGAGCCUGUUGGGUAAUUAAUUAGUUGUGUCUUGACUGCAGGAAGGGGGGUCAGAGUUGCAGGCAGAAGAUACACCAUGAGAGGCAAUGAGCAGCAGGGGUAAAAGCAAGAUGCAUUGAGGAUGCAAACAAGUGGCAGACAGGCCCGAGGGUAUCUGCCUGAGUGAGGACAGGCUUGGUGAGCCUAAAGCUGGAGGAACCCUGGUGCUGCUGCUUUCACAGGCGCCCAGGAGAAAUGAACCUUCAGCAGCCGACACCAGGAGUGGUUGGCACAUAUUUACAGCCAUAGUAGGAAACAAAACAUGAAGCUGGGAAUGGCAGAUCUCUGCCACUUGUACCAUUUGGGCAUCCUGAGCCCAUGCACACGCCACCAAUAAAUCAGUCGUUCUUUUUUGCGGA
Phacochoerus africanus (Common warthog) is the source of this 2769-nucleotide messenger RNA. It is a transcript of the gene RAD51D, whose product is annotated as RAD51 paralog D. Gene Ontology annotation, cellular component: Rad51B-Rad51C-Rad51D-XRCC2 complex; replication fork; centrosome. Gene Ontology annotation, molecular function: single-stranded DNA binding; ATP hydrolysis activity; ATP-dependent DNA damage sensor activity. Gene Ontology annotation, biological process: double-strand break repair via homologous recombination; DNA strand invasion; telomere maintenance. NCBI's taxonomy places the organism in Eukaryota, Metazoa, Chordata, Mammalia, Artiodactyla, Suidae. Bases 157 to 1176 code for a protein of 339 amino acids. The record is from RefSeq and is a predicted model, not a curated record. The transcript is spliced from 10 exons.